This is a messenger RNA of Polychytrium aggregatum, 758 nucleotides long. Its product is annotated as P-loop containing nucleoside triphosphate hydrolase protein. Bases 162 to 758 code for a protein of 198 amino acids. Gene Ontology annotation, molecular function: GTP binding; GTPase activity. NCBI's taxonomy places the organism in Eukaryota, Fungi, Chytridiomycota, Chytridiomycetes, Polychytriales. The record is from RefSeq and is a predicted model, not a curated record. Gene Ontology annotation, biological process: small GTPase-mediated signal transduction. The transcript is spliced from 4 exons.
CGGUCGGGGGGAGGUUUUGGCGCCAUUGAACGAGACGCUGAUAUCGACCACGCGAGGGCAGCACGAGAUGGCAUCGCCAACAUCCCCGCGUAUCUGAAAGUGUCCUCCUGCAACCCCACAUCAAACUCGUGCUCCUCCAAACCCCAGUCCGCUCCCCAAACAUGCGACUUUACGAGGAGCCGUCGUCUCGACUGAGAAGAAAGCUCGUCAUUGUCGGUGAUGGAAAUAUCGGCAAGUCGGCCCUGCUGAUGGUGCAGAGCGGAAAAGACUUUCCCGAGGAGUAUGUGCCCACGAUCUUUGAAAACUUCAUCUCGCGGAUCCAAUUGGGAAAGAAGCUUGUUGAGCUCUCGCUCUGGGACACCGCCGGACAGGAAGACUAUGACCGCUUGCGGCCCUUGAGCUAUCCUGAUACCGAUGUGGUGCUCCUGGCGUACUCUAUCGCCGAGCCCUCGUCGUACUGGAACAUUUUGGAGAAGUGGAGUCCCGAGACAUCGCACUUUCUGUACAAUGUGCCUUCUAUUCUAGUCGGUCUGAAGCUUGAUCUUCGCGACGAUCCCGAAAUCAAGGAGCGUCUCCGAAAGAGUGGCUCCAAGCCCGUCAGCUUUGAAAUGGGCGAGGACAUGAUGAACCGCAUUCGCGCCUCCAAGUUCUUCGAAUGCUCAUCCAAGGCCGGCACCGGAGUCGAGGAAAUCUUCCUGGCUGCCGCCAAGCUGUCCAUCAAGCCGAGAAAGGCUUCGCAAAAGUGCAAAAUGAUCUAG